AUGGGUGACUAUACUGAAAGGGUUAUGCAAGGAUUCAUAGAAAGCAGUAGCUUUCCGAAAACCAUUGGGGCCAUUGACGGUACCCACAUUCGAAUAGAUGCUCCAAAAGAAAAUUCUGUCGAUUACAUAAACCAUAAAGGAUUUCAUUCGAUACAGUUACAGUUGGUGUGUGAUCAUAGAACUUUGAUCACACAUUGUUAUGCUGGGCAUCCUGACUCAGUUCAUGACCAGCGAGUUUUUCGACAAUCUGAGGUAGCAAACUACUUGAAUGAUGAAGAGAAAUUUCUAGGUGACAGUCAUAUAUUGGGAGAUGCUGUAUACGAGAUUCAUCAACACUUACUGACUCCCUUCAGAGACAAUGGACACCUUACAGUGUCACAAAACAAUUAUAAUUAUCGCCAUUCAGUAGCCAGAGUGAUAAUCGAAAGAGGCAUUGGUCUGUUAAAAGGGAGAAUGAGAAGUUUAUUGCACUGUCUGCCUAUGUCAAAAGUGGACUUAAUGGCGGAAUAUGUGAUAGCAUGUUGUGUAAUUCAUAAUAUCUGUAUAUUAAGAAACGAUGAAAUCGAAGUUAUCACCAUUCCAACUCCACAAGAAUAUGAUAGAGGUCAUGCUAUUUUAUAUUUUCCUUUUUUUUAUGACGAAGGAGAAUGCCUACGCAUUCCCUGGGUCUCGGGGGUGAACCCAGGGAUAUGUGGGGCUUGCACCCACUAA
Messenger RNA from Mycetomoellerius zeteki, 711 nucleotides. RefSeq names its product putative nuclease HARBI1. The record is from RefSeq and is a predicted model, not a curated record. The coding region runs from base 1 to 711 and encodes 236 amino acids. NCBI's taxonomy places the organism in Eukaryota, Metazoa, Arthropoda, Insecta, Hymenoptera, Formicidae. The transcript is spliced from 2 exons.